AUGACCGGGGUGGCCUGGUCCGACGAGGAGGUCGGCGGCUGGUGGGACGGCGGACUGGCCGACGAGGCUGGAGGACCGCAUUGGGGCGGACGGGUGGGCAAGCGGGCGGCAGGGGCUCGGCCUGGUACGCUGCAGGCGGUGGUGGUCUUCACCCGGCAUGGCGACCGGACGCCGGUCCAUGCGCUGCCCGAGGAUGACAAUGAGUGGCCGCAGGGCCGCGGUCAGCUGACCGGGCGCGGCAUGGCGCAGCACGUGGCGCUGGGCCAGCGGCUAAGGGCCAACUACUCGGCGCUGCUAGCCAUGGAGACGUACUCGGUCUUUGACGUCUACGCCCGUGCCACCGCUGUCGAUCGGACCAUCCAGUCGGCGCAGGCGCUGCUAGCCGGGCUCUUCCCGGCCGGGACCGGCCCGGCCGACUCGCCGGAGCGGGUGCAGUACGUGCCGAUCCACUCGCGACCGGUGGUCUACGACACGCUGCUCCGCGGGUACAACAACUGUCCCGAGUUUGACGCACUGGAGAAGGCGCGCCAGAGCUCGCCAGAGUUUGUGGCCAAGGCUGCGGACGUGGCAACGCUGGCCGAGACGCUGGCUGAGCUCGCCGGCGAAGAGGUGACGCUCGGCAAGUGGUACCUGAUCUACGACCCACUCUUCUGUGCGUGGUCGCACGGCAAGCCGCUGCUCAACGGCAAGGUCACGCUCCCGAUGCUCGACGACAUCAUUGCCACGGCCGACUGGGUCACGGCUCAUACCUUUUCGCACGACAAGGCCGGCAAGCUGGCUGGUGGCAACAUGGUGGCCACUCUCCGCGACUUGUUCCAGGCCUACGUGGCGCCGCCGCCGCCACCGCCGGCCGCUGCUUCCGAGGGCUUUACAGCCUCGCCAUCGCCGUCGAUCGGCCCUGGCGAGCUGCCCGCCGACCUCCGCAAGUUCUACCUGCUCUCUGCCCACGACACAACGCUGGCGUCGCUCCUGGCAGCGCUUCCAGUCACCGAAGCCGGUGGCAUUCCGCCGUACGCCUCGUCAGUCGUCUUUGAGCUGCACAUAACCGAUACUGGGGCGGCGUACGUCUCGGCGUUUUACAAUGACGCCCCGCUGGUCUUUUCCGGCGGCAUCUGCGUCAGCGCCGCGAGCGUGGCGCUGGACACCCGGAGCGACGCGUGCAUCGUACCGCUGGACGCGUUCCUCGACGCUACUCGUGAUUCAUUCUACGACGAUUGGGACGCGGCAUGCGGGCGGGAGACAGCCUCGUCGCCGAGCCCGGCGCCUGCGGCCGGGCCGACAGAUGCCGGCACGGUGGCUAUCAUCCUGCUGCUGGUGUGCGGCGUGAUUGGGUGCGUUGCUGGUGGCGGGUACUGGUACCACAGGCGCGGCUCCAGCCGGUACCACCACAUGCUCGGCGACGAUCUGUUUACGCCCGACGCACUGGCGGUGCUGGAGCCUGGUGGGCGGCGGGGAGCCGGCUCGUGCUCGUCGUGCUCGUCGGACGGACACAACUCCUUUGCGCCCGGCGACGAGCUCUGA
This is a messenger RNA of Thecamonas trahens ATCC 50062, 1521 nucleotides long. RefSeq names its product lysosomal acid phosphatase. NCBI's taxonomy places the organism in Eukaryota, Apusomonadida, Apusomonadidae. Gene Ontology annotation, biological process: dephosphorylation. Bases 1 to 1521 code for a protein of 506 amino acids. The record is from RefSeq and is a predicted model, not a curated record. The transcript has 2 exons. Gene Ontology annotation, molecular function: phosphatase activity.